Molecule: messenger RNA, 2127 nt
Organism: Cladocopium goreaui
Lineage: Eukaryota; Dinophyceae; Suessiales; Symbiodiniaceae
Source: the annotation of a GenBank genome assembly
GCGGUGGACCUAGUUUUGCGAAGGCCAUGGCGUCCUUGGUUCGCAUUUCUUGGCUAAUUGCAUUAUUUGCUCUAGUGAUUCUGAACUGUAUGCUGCUGACUUCAUACCUUUCAACGCAACCCAUCAUGAAUAUGGUUGCACUGCAGAAAUCGCAGGUCAAUGAAACUGCAGAAAUCGCAAAAAAUCGACCAGACAUGUAUUUGACACUCUGGCUCCAUCAAGUUCACAAGUGGUUUCGGGACAAAACUGAAGGCAAAGAAAAGGUACGUGCCUUUAUUCAAGAAGCCAAGGCAAGCGGAUUCAGCGCAAUAAUGACAAAUGUGCCAUGGGCAUGGACAGAAAGAGAAGAACAAAAUGAUAUUCGCAUUGACACGUUUGACAAGGACUUCAUGGAUGUCGUCUGUGAGGAAAGAUUGAAAUUACAUAUUGUACUUGGAUUGAACGAAUUUCCGCCCUGGGUAUCUGCUCAGCGCAUUGACAGUCAGAAUUACUCGGAAAAAGGUUCCAGGCACCAGAACUGUGCCAAACGUGAUUCUAUUCCUUCUCCAGCUCUAGCACAUCCAGAGGUUUGGGACUUGAUUUCGAAUUUUGUCAGCAAAGUUACGUGGAAACUUACCACCAAAUAUGGUGAUUGUAUUGAGAGCAUUUCGCCCACGGUGAAUAAUGAGUUUGAGACGCGCUACACGCAAGAGUUUGACAAGAUGCGGGACUACUCAUUUCAUUCCCUUGAAACCUACCGGAGAUGGCAGGAAAGUAAAGGUCUGAAGCCCAUAGAUGCCUUUGAUUACCCAUGCGAGCCUGUGUGCAGACCCAUUGUCGACCAAUCAGAGUCUUUACAUCUUUGGUUAAUGUUCCGGCAAGAAUUUCUAGCAAAGAAAUAUGAGGCGCUUUGUUUCCUGGUGCACACGGAGUGGAAUCUGGAGAGGAACCAAGGAACGACACCGUCUUGUUUACUUCAUUUUGGCGAGUUUUUUGCGACAACGGAUGUGUUGAACAGCAACUUGUUGUUUUACUUGGCACGUUCGCCAGUGGUCGACCACGUCGUCAUGGACUCCAACAUGGCGCUUCUGGGAGCCCCGUCCUCGCCAAGCAUUGUUGGAGUCAUGGUUUCAACUGCAAAGGCCUAUGGCAAAACCGUGCACUACGAAGCAGCCACGGAAAGGGUCUUGCCUUGUACUGACGACGGCAAGUUGCAGCAAGUGCAAAAUAUUUCCAUUCUGAAGGCCGGUGCACACUUGUUGCAAGAGGGCUUGCAAAGUGCAAUUGAUGCUGGUGUGGAUUGCCUUGGAAUCACAAACCUGUGUGCUCCGAAAGCAGCCGUGGACAUGAUGCCAAGAAAAACCAGGCCGAACCAUGAGGCAUUCAGUGGCUUUGGAUGGUUUGGUGGCCGUGAUUUACGUGCCCUAUGGCGUUUUCUAUUCCUGGUCAUUCGUGAUGGGUGGCACGACAUGUGGUGCAUCUCCGACCGACUGUUGGCUUCCAGAGUUUGCAAAGCUGCCGGUUUUUGGACGUGCGCGGAACUCCCCACGUGGCACAUGUGGCAGGGACAUGGCACAGCUUCCGUUGCUAAAAUUGUGGGAGGAAUUGGGCAAGCAUCACGACAGAAUUCAAGUCGUUGGUGAUGCAAACAUGCUUGUCAAACUUCCCUUGGCACAGGUUUCAAAACGGGUAUUUUUGCGUUAUCUCUGUGUCAUGAGAGAGAAAUGGGAUUUCCCAGGUGGCUUGCAACAGCAGAGAAUAUUCGAGGAUACAGUGCGCAAACAAUUUUAUUUCGAAGAGAUCAGCGUUUCACAAGAUCUUUGCAACUAGUUUUUGUAAAAAUGACAUGAGCAGCAAGGCUAGCGGGUGCUUUGCUGAUGUUGCCAGAAGUCAAUUUGCCAGGGUAGUUUGCCUAUCGGGGUGCCCUCAAAGUUCGAUUUGUGAGUUUUGGACACCCUCUGUGCCACUUACCAGCAAUCAACCUACCAAAGGAUAGCUUCCAGGAAACAGUUUCGGAAUUCUAGGAACCAGGGAUGUCUAAUUUGGGAAGAAUGAAAGGCUACGGACAGUCCAGAGGGUGAUGUUUGUGUUUCAUCUGGUAGCCAAAUAUCUUUUCAUAACGAGGCGUCGCAUGAACCUGUGAUAACC